Messenger RNA from Leptonychotes weddellii (Weddell seal), 855 nucleotides. The record is from RefSeq and is a predicted model, not a curated record. NCBI's taxonomy places the organism in Eukaryota, Metazoa, Chordata, Mammalia, Carnivora, Phocidae.
CGCGGCUCGCAGAGGCUGCAGCCAUUGCACAGCCGAGCAUCCCACAUUCAACAGGAGGAACCCGCGGGAGAGGAGCCCGAGCCCCCUGCGCCCAAGCAGCCGCAGCCCGUGCGCCCCGCGCCCCCGUGCGCAAUGGCCAAGGAAGGCGUGGAGAAGGCGGAGGAGACGGAGCAAAUGAUCGAGAAGGAGGCAGGCAAGGAGCCUGCUGAGGGCGGCGGCGGCGGCUCUCACCGCCUCGGGGACGCCCAGGAGAUGCGCGCCGUGGUGCUGGCCGGCUUCGGGGGGCUCAACAAGCUGCGGGUCACCAGAAAGGCCAUGCCCGAGCCGCAGGACGGCGAGCUCAAGAUCCGCGUCAAAGCCUGUGGUUUAAACUUCAUUGACUUGAUGGUGCGACAGGGGAACAUCGACAACCCUCCCAAGACUCCCCUGGUGCCAGGAUUUGAGUGUUCUGGGAUUGUUGAAGCUCUGGGGGACAGCGUGAAAGGAUACGAGAUCGGGGACCGUGUCAUGGCAUUUGUCAAUUACAAUGCCUGGGCAGAGGUGGUCUGCACACCGGUGGAAUUUGUCUACAAGAUCCCAGAUGACAUGAGCUUCUCGGAGGCUGCUGCAUUCCCCAUGAACUUCGUCACAGCCUAUAUGAUGCUCUUCGAAGUUGCCAACCUCCGAGAAGGAAUGUCUGUGCUCGUGCACUCUGCUGGCGGCGGCGUGGGCCAAGCUGUGGCUCAGCUGUGUUCCACUAUCCCCAAUGUGACUGUCUUUGGAACAGCUUCUACUUUCAAGCAUGAAGCAAUCAAAGACUCCAUGACCCACCUCUUUGACAGAAAUGCAGACUAUGUGCAGGAAGUGAAAAGGUAA